Molecule: messenger RNA, 2381 nt
Organism: Cloeon dipterum
Lineage: Eukaryota; Metazoa; Arthropoda; Insecta; Ephemeroptera; Baetidae
Gene: Scp2
Product: Sarcoplasmic calcium-binding protein 2
Exons: 7
Coding region: 367-954 (195 amino acids)
Molecular function (GO): calcium ion binding
Source: RefSeq, a predicted model, not a curated record
UCUCUCGCUCGCUCGCUCGCUCUCCGUCUCGUCGCAGGUACCCAUUUUGCAGCAACACACACAAAAAAGCCAAACUCACGCAACAGAACAAAUUCUAUCACCCCGCGACUUACAAUUUAGAGUGCUGCCGCUUCUCAGUUUGUUCUUGGUGUGUGCGUGCGUGUGAGUUUUUGCGUUAGUUGAGAGCAGAUUUAGCCGCAAUUUUUGACUAACAAGUUGUAAGAAAAAAAAAACAGUUGAGCUAACGCAGCAGUCACCCCUGUCGGCCCUGCCUAGAGGACCCCCUCCCCGUUAGUUGUUCGCGCUAGUUGGCACUAGAAAUCAUUCACCACGGAGCUAUUUAAUAAUCCUGUUGUUACAAAGUUUAUGGAGUGGGCAGGGUUGAAAAAAACCAUGUCCAUCUCCAACUUCCGGCGCAAGAAGCUGCUCUACGUGUUCAACGUCUUCUUUGACGUGAACCAGAGCGGCACCAUCGAGCGCAAGGACUUUGACCUCGCCAUUGAGCGAAUUUGCCGCAUGCGAGGAUUCAACCCCGGAGACCCCAAGCACCAGCAGACCCAGGACAUCUUGAUCAACGUUUGGGACGGACUCAGGGCCCGCGCCGACUCCAACAAGGACGGCCAGGUGAGCCAUGAGGAGUGGUGCAUGAUGUGGGACGAGUACGCCCGCAACUCGGGACCGGCACUCGAGUGGCAGCAGCGCUACAUGAACUUCAUGUUCGACCUCGAGGAUACUUCAGGUGACGGAUGCAUCGACGAGGAAGAGUUCACGACUGUGUGUUCGUCUUACGGGGUGAGCCCUGCUGAGUGUUCAGAGGCAUUCAAUCGAUUCUCUCAGAACAAAACCGUGAUCGUGGACCGAGCCAAAUUCGCCGAGCUGUGGAAGCAGUACUUCGCCUCCGAGGACCCCAACGCGCCUGGCAACUUCAUCUUCGGCAAGGUGACCUUCGAGUAAAGAGCCACCCUUCUUAAUUCACCACUUCAGUCUUGACCUCGGUGCGAAAAUCACGUUGUGUAUCCCAAAAAAUAGCAGUGCGCUGUACCCGUACGCACAAGUCUUCAAUUAACUAAAUAACGAGCGUUGUAUCUUGAAUUUUAACCCUUCUCUCCUUCUCUAUCACAUUAGUCUUUCUCUAAUUACUACUAGCCGAUCGAGCAAAUCGCAUUAAAUAACCAAUGUGUAAUUCAAACAUCUUAAAACGAGGAUUUUAAUAAAAGCAGCAAAAGAGUUCCGGUUUGCCACCUCUCUUCCUCUCUUGGAACAUUAAUUUCAGACCUGGAAUGUCAGCAAAAGAAAAAAUGCCGCCCACACAUCUGGCGGCUAAUUUAAAGAGCAAGUUUAAAUUAAUCCGAAUAAUCUUCACCGAACUAAAUAAUAAUAUUAAUAAAGAGAAACUUCUCCUGUUCUUGAAACGUUGGAAAUUGCUUUAAUUAAAUCAAUAGAUGAUGCAGUUUUAAAAGAGCGUGACACAAGCAGACGCAAAGCAAUAGCCAACUGUGAAAAGAGCGUGAACAUUACACCAAUAUUAUGCAUACAGACUGCCACGCGCGGCUUUAAUUUCGGUUCCGUUUUAUUUUCCCAGAAAUUAAACUGCGAACUGCGAACUGCUUUUUUAGUCAGGCUUCCCAAGCGUCCGCAGCAAGAUACAUUUUGACUGUGGACCCUGGCAAGCUGGAAAAAAAUUCCUCAAAGUGUUAAUUAAUUCUUGAUUGUUUGGUGUUAUUGUGCCAUGUUUUCACGUGUGUAAUAAAAUUUAAACGAAAUUCGAAAAUCAGCUCACAUCACCGGUGCAAUAUAAAAAAAGAGAAGCUUCGGGAAGAGAAUCGGAUCCGCGGUUCGAGCCAGUCAACCGCGGAUGCGAUUUUCUCUUCCCAACAACAUAUGCAACAAAACACGAUUAAACAUAUCUCUGAAAGCAGAGGAGAAGGCGUGCCAUAUCUGAGAGUGAGCACUUUGAUCGUUUCAUCCGCGCGAGAGCGAGCGAACGAACGCCUUCUCCAAUCGGAUUAUUUGUCGACGAGCAAAAUAAAUAAAAUCCAUUCAAGUCGAUUCCAGCCUCGCGUACACAUACACACUCUGCUUACAUAUUGUCAGUCCGCGCGCUGCGGACGACGAUACACAUUGUUAUUACUCUCAUAUACAUAAAAUAAAUAUAUAUAUAUAUUGCGAGCAUGGAAAUAUCUAGUUAAUAAUUAUACACACACACACAAACACACUCACACACUCACCGGCUAUGCAUUAUUACGCUAUUAUAAAUAAUCCAGUGUAUUGUUGACAUUUGUAACCAAUUGCGAUUUAAUUAUGGUACAUACAUAUAUAUACGCGACUCAAGUGUAAUGAUUGAGGUGUAGUUGGUCCAAUAAAGUUAGAGCUCCGUGAAA